UAUCGUGUCUAUAUAUAUAUCUCCCCACACCCAACAAAGAUUUUCAAGGAAUUCUUACCACCAUCGGCUAACUACAUCUAUUCUCUAAGAUCCUUAAAUUGCCUAGACCUACUCAUUUCUUCAUAACCAUCAACAACAAAGAAAGAACAAAAGAAAUGAUCUUACCUUGUGAGUCUCUAUCCAAGAAGAGGAAAUGGGAUGAUCAAACCAUCUCCAAAAACUCCGGCGGCGCCGCUGCCGCAAAGCUGCCGCCACUCCUCGAUCACUACCAAUCCCGACUCCCAUUAGAGUUGCAACGAUGCCUCGACAUCAAGUCGGGAAAAUUAUACUUCCAAAACACGAGGACUAACCAGAGGGUCGAUGCGCAAAAUCUCGACGUACCUCCCGCCGCCAUGAGCUUGGAGCUCCGGCUGAACUUACAGGCAACUGCCGUGGUUAGAUCGCCGUCGUGGCUGACAUUCGAUGCAGAGCACCAGGAGAUGGUGGCGGCGGCGUUUAGGAGGUGUCACAUGUUGGUGAUGAUGUCCAAGGCUCGCCCCGCCUGUCCAAACUGCAAAUUUGUGCAAUCGGAAUCGGGACCUGUCCGAACUUCCCUGACCGGAGGUUAGGACCUGAGUUAGAUGUAACAACACUAUGAUAUAUAUAUAUAUAUUUAUAGUAAUAAACUUCAAUUUUCUACAGUU
Molecule: messenger RNA, 683 nt
Organism: Andrographis paniculata
Lineage: Eukaryota; Viridiplantae; Streptophyta; Magnoliopsida; Lamiales; Acanthaceae
Exons: 2
Coding region: 156-608 (150 amino acids)
Source: RefSeq, a predicted model, not a curated record